UCUUCCCGUCUCUGCGCAACGACUGCUGCUGUUGCGGUUCAUGUCAGAAUCAUAUGAAGCUGAGGAUUAUAGGCUUGGAAUGAAUCGGUGGAAGAUCUUAGAGGGUGCUGCUCUUGCAGGGUUAACGCAUGGUAGGGUGGAGGGAAGCCUUGAGGUAUAAAGCAGGAAAGUCGAGAGGCAUCAUAGUCGAGAAUGGAUGCUUCUUUGAUCCCGCAAGGCAGCCAUGGGACCAUGGUUGAGGAGGAGGAGCUAAGGUCUGUGUCUUCGUCGUUGGAGAGUUUCUCGAGAAACUCGAACGCUUCUUCCUCGUCCUCGGACUCCAUGGACGACGCCACCUCUUCUGCGUCGCCCUCGUCGCCUGCAACUGAGAAAGACCAACAUGAUCGCGAGCCGCUGAAUGAGAUGUCUUCGCUGUUAGCUCAUCUUCCGUUGAAGAGAGGGCUGUCGAGGUAUUACCAGGGGAGCUCUCAGACGUUCACAUCUUUGUCCGAUGUGAAGUGCUUGGAGGAUCUUGCCAAGCCUGAGAGACCACACAGGAAGAAGAUGAAGUCUUGCAGGAGUUAUGUUUGGGGAUUGGACAAUCAGAAACCACUGUUUCCCAAACAGUGUUCCAAGACCAUCACAAAGAAGGCUUCCAAGAGUUCAUUGUCUUGUAUUGGUGGAAGGAGGCACAACUUUGUCAGUGGCAGGCCUGCUGUCCCUCCACACAGAUCAAGCAACUUCUCCGGCCAAUCCCUUUUGCUUGCCUAAUCGAAUGGUUGUACAGUUUAAUACUGAUCAGAAAAAUUUUCAUCUUUUCCUCAGAAAA
This is a messenger RNA of Musa acuminata subsp. malaccensis (wild Malaysian banana), 808 nucleotides long. Its product is annotated as protein OXIDATIVE STRESS 3. The record is from RefSeq and is a predicted model, not a curated record. NCBI's taxonomy places the organism in Eukaryota, Viridiplantae, Streptophyta, Magnoliopsida, Zingiberales, Musaceae.